CUGCUGUGUAGGUAGCGCUACGCCGCUUAUGCAUCACAGAAGAAGAGAAGGUGUCACUGCAGUGCAUGCCUGUAAUGAUGGCGGCCGCCUUGAGAGGAAGCCUGGUAACAUUGGUCAAGGGUCUGAGUAGUCCCCGAUGGCAGCAGCUGGCCUCUCGACCUCUGAGUGUGACUGCAGGUCUCUGCAGUCCAGAAGCUCCUCCGCCCCGCGCAGAUGCAACCUUUAAGGUCACAAUGGUACCAGGUGAUGGAGUGGGACCUGAACUAAUGACUGCUGUCAAAGAAGUGUUUAAGGCAGGUGAUGUUCCAGUUGAAUUUGAGGAGUUUCAUCUAAGCGAGGUACAGAACAUGGCCAGUGAGGAGAAGUUGGAGCAAGUGUUGUCAUCUAUGAUGACCAACAAAGUGGCAAUUAAAGGAAAGAUUCACACGCCCAUGGAGUUCAAAGGGGAGUUGGCCUCCUAUGAGAUGAGACUGAGGCGUAAACUGGACCUGUUUGCUAAUGUGGUUCAUGUGAACAGCCUGCCGGGCUACAGCACUCGCCACAACAACUUGGACCUUGUCAUCAUCCGUGAACAGACUGAGGGGGAGUACAGCUCCCUGGAACAUGAGAGUGUUUCAGGUGUGAUUGAAUGUUUGAAGAUCAUCACCAGGGAAAAAUCACGCCGCAUCGCCAAGUUUGCCUUCGAUUAUGCCACUAAGAAGGGACGAAGCAAGGUUACUGCUGUUCACAAGGCUAACAUCAUGAAACUGGGUGACGGCCUGUUUCUGCAGAGCUGUGCAGAGGUGGCCCAACUGUAUCCCAAAAUCAAAUAUGAGAACAUAAUCAUUGAUAACUGUUGCAUGCAGCUUGUCCAGAACCCGUACCAGUUUGAUGUGCUGGUGAUGCCCAACCUUUACGGUAACAUUAUUGAUAACCUGGCAGCGGGGCUGGUCGGAGGAGCCGGGGUUGUUCCUGGAGAAAGCUACAGUGCAGAGUAUGCUGUCUUUGAGACUGGUGCACGUCACCCCUUUGCACAAGCUGUAGGAAGGAACAUCGCCAACCCCACAGCCAUGCUGCUCAGUGCUGCUAACAUGCUCAGGCACCUCAAUCUCGAAUAUCACUCCCAGAUGGUGUCGGAUGCUGUCAAGAGGGUCAUCAAACAGGGCAAGGUACGGACACGAGACCUUGGUGGGUACUCUACCACUGGCGAUUUUGUGCGUGCUGUUGUGGAAAACCUGCGUCACCGACCUGUUUACUAAGAUGUGUCGACCUCCUCCCCGAUAUUACUUUUUACCUGGACAUUAUCUUAACAUGACCUGGACGCAUGUUAAGGUUCACCUCCCCUUCACUGCUAAUUUUUGCCACACAGUUUGGACAAAAACAAUUGUUUGCUAUCUAAUAUUUAUAGUUUAUACUGGGUUUUCUAAUAUAAACAAUGAAUCAGUCAUGCUUGUGUUGUUUUUUUUGUUGACCUUUACAUCUUUAAUCCCAUUUUCACAUGGACCAUCACAUUUCCUCAUUGUGUUUCUCCAUUUUUGAGUUUCUAAACCAUGUUUGUCCCUCACCUUAUGUCUGUACUAAGUCAUGCUGUAGAGCUGUGUACGGUGAUAUUUUGGUUUCAGUGAUAUCAAGCAGAGAUGUACUGUGUAAAACAUGCAAAAUGAAGCCACAUUUUGCCAUAUUUUUAAUCAUAGUUUGAAAAAGACACAUUUCAAAAUGAUCAGUUAUCUGUUCAUGGUAACCAAUAGUUAUUACUCAAAUCACAGUAUUAUCUAAUUAUAAUAAUAAUGGACUAGAUUUCUAUAGCGCUUCUCAAGACACCCAAAGUGCUUUACAGUACUGAUCCAUUAUUUAUUCACUCACAUUCACACUUGGUAGUAAAAUCACCGAAUCAUGCAGCUCUACAUCCUGAUAUGUUAAUAUACUCACUGAAAAAUAAGCUUUUUGUUGUCUGUUUUCCUGUCCUUUUUUUUUUUUCCCCUGAUUAUCCAAAGUUUUGGCCAGGUUGGCUCUACAGUCUACCUCUGCAUACCACACAGUUUUAGAAACUGUCCAUGAAGCAACUAGUUUGCUUUUAUCAUCUUGUAAUAUUGGCUUAUGUUUGUAUUAACCUCUUUCCACUUCAUCAUCACCCAAAACUCAAAUCAGCUUCUACUUAGUUAUAACACAUCAUGACCAACAAACACUGUUACAGAGUCUGUUCCAUCACAACAGCACCUUAAACAGCAAAAAAAAAGGUAAUGUUUCAACCAUACUGUGAACAAUCAACAUUAAUGCAGUACUGUCAUGGAAUAUUGUCACUGUAAAUGACCAAACCAAAAUCAAGCAUUUUUAUUAUCAUUCUCCAGUUUUGUAAUAAAAUGUGGUUGUAGUGUCCUUGAAACUAGUUUCUCUACACUGUCAUCAUCUUAAAAUGGUAUAUGCCGAUGGUCAUAUCAUUGAAGUAAAAUGGACUUGGUCAUCAGCUUUUGUAAAUGAGCUAAAGGACAUGUUGUAUUGAGGUGGUCUUGCUUCUUCUCAUAGAACUGAUGAUGCUGCUGAAGCUGUUAAAGUGUCAAACACACACUGUUCUUUUCCACCACUCCAUUUGUCACACUUUUUGUGUUAUUGUGCUGCAGUUGAUUUGUCUUCAAACAUGGGCAGUUGUUACAGAAAAUUAAUAAAACAUUAAUAUAUCACCACGUGGAUGUUUGUCUUGACCACUUGUAGAAUAAAGUAACAAGUCAA
Messenger RNA from Sphaeramia orbicularis (orbiculate cardinalfish), 2706 nucleotides. It is a transcript of the gene idh3b, whose product is annotated as isocitrate dehydrogenase (NAD(+)) 3 non-catalytic subunit beta. Gene Ontology annotation, molecular function: NAD binding; magnesium ion binding; oxidoreductase activity, acting on the CH-OH group of donors, NAD or NADP as acceptor. NCBI's taxonomy places the organism in Eukaryota, Metazoa, Chordata, Actinopteri, Kurtiformes, Apogonidae. The transcript has 11 exons. The record is from RefSeq and is a predicted model, not a curated record. Gene Ontology annotation, biological process: tricarboxylic acid cycle; isocitrate metabolic process. The coding region runs from base 66 to 1238 and encodes 390 amino acids. Gene Ontology annotation, cellular component: mitochondrion.